This is a messenger RNA of Rotaria sp. Silwood1, 4155 nucleotides long. NCBI's taxonomy places the organism in Eukaryota, Metazoa, Rotifera, Eurotatoria, Philodinida, Philodinidae. The record is from the annotation of a GenBank genome assembly.
AUGCCAGAUCUGGCACAUGAUUAUAAAUCGGAUGAUAAUAUUGAUAAUGAAGAGGAUUUGACAAAGAUUUCAACAUCUAAUUUGUCAUUUCGAUCAAUAAAUAGUUCACCAACUCCAUCAUUAUCAAACUCUCGAAUAUUCUCACCAAUAGUUUUACAUGCUUCAUUACCAAAAGAUUUACCAGAUUUAUCAUUGGAAACUUUGUGUGUUGAAACAAGACCAGAUUCUCCUAUUAUACCCCAUCAAAAUAAACCUAUUUCUCUCGAAUUAUUAUCAGCAUCAUCAUCAUCGAAUGACAUAGUUGAUGAUUUUGAAAAACCUCAUUCAAAUAGAAAUACCAUAGUGAACCACAGUUUAAGAGUUCCAAUGGAUGAUAAGAACUUUAACAAAGAAAUUCAAGAUAGACUUAAUAGUUACGAAGUACAACAUCAAAUUCGAGCAAGUAUUAGCACGGCUCCGAAUGAUAUUAUUUUAAUGAUUAUCGGCUCAAUUGCUGCUAUAGGAAGUGGAGUUUGUUUUCCAAUGAUGUUUUUUAUUUAUCAAAAAGCACUUAAUAGUUUUGUUAGUUAUAGCCAUAUGAAUUCUAAUAGCACUUAUACGAAUUCUAGUGAAUGCUUAUCGGGCUUGACUAAUACUACAGAGACUUCACAGGCAGAUAAUAUAAAACAUAUUAUCAAAUAUUAUGUUCUUAUCGGGUUUGUGAGUAUAUUCUUAUCUUGGAUUGCUUGGAGUAGUUGGAUGAUUGCUGCCGAAAGACAAGUUCGAUGUAUUCGAUUUGCACUUUUUCGUAAUAUACUUCGACAGGAAAUCGGCUGGUUUGAUGUACAUAAUUCAGGUGCAUUGAGUAAUCGACUUAUUGUUGAUUUAGAUAAAAUCAAAGAUGGUAUGAGUGAUAAAGUACCUGAUUUUAUUACACUCGUUUCAAGAACACUUGGUUCACUUGUAUAUUCAUUUAUCGUCGGAUGGAAAUUAUCAUUAGUUUUCUUAUCUAUAUCUCCAUUAGUAAUUCUUACAUUUAAUUUAACAGUUAAAAUGAUUGUUAAAUAUACUGUAAAAGAAGUACAAGCAUUUGCAUCAGCAUCAUCGAUUGCACAAGAAGUUUUACAAAAUAUUCGAACAGUUACAGCAUUUCAUGGUCAAAAAAAAGAAGAAGAAAGAUUUGCAAAUAGUCUAAUAGAAUCGAAAAGAAUUGGAAUAAAGAAAGGUAUUUAUGUUGGAAUAUGUCAAGGUUUAAAUACAAUUUUUAAUUUUUCGUCAUUUGCAGUUACAGUUUGGUAUGGUCCAUAUCUUGUUCGAACUGAAUGUUCAAAUUAUUCACCUGGAACAGUUUUUGUGGUUCUUGUGGCUUGUAUGUCUGCCACACUGUAUACAUCACAUUUUAUUCCUCAUAUUCAAAAUUUUGCCGAAGCUACAGGUAGUGGAACAUAUGUAUUUGAUAUUAUAGCACGAAAAACAAAGAUUGAUGCAUUCAGUGAUGAAGGUGAUCAACCAAAAACUAUUACAGGUGAUAUCGAAUUCAAAAAUAUUCAUUUUACAUAUCCAGCACGAGACGAAAUUUCUGUUCUCAAUAAUUUAUCAUUGAAAAUACCAUCGGGUAAAACAGUUGCAUUAGUUGGACCAUCAGGAUGUGGAAAAAGUACAAUAGUACAAUUAAUUCAACGAUUUUAUGAUCCAGAUGAUGGUCGAGUUUUACUUGAUGGAAAAGAUAUUCGAACUUUAAAUGUUGCUUGGCUUCGAUCACAUAUUGGAAUAGUUAGUCAAGAACCUGCUCUAUUUUAUGGAACUAUUGAAGAUAAUAUUCGUUUGGGAAAACCUGAUGCAACAGAUGAUGAAGUAGAAACUGCAGCUAAAAUGGCUAAUGCACAUGAUUUUAUUAUGGCAUUACCACAGAAGUAUAAAACAACUUCUGGAGAUAAAUUAAGUGGUGGUCAAAAACAACGAAUUGCUAUUGCUCGAGCAUUAAUAUCAAAUCCAAAGAUUCUAUUAUUAGAUGAAGCAACAAGUGCACUUGAUAAUACAAGUGAACGUAUUGUACAAGAUGCAUUGGAUAAAGCAAAACACGAUCGAACAACAAUAGUUAUUGCUCAUCGUUUAAGUACAAUACAAAAUGCUGAUUUAAUAAUUGUAUUAGAAUAUGGUCAAGUAGUAGAAAAAGGAAAUCAUAAUGAAUUAAUGUCACGAAAAGGUCUUUAUUAUCAACUAGUUACAACUCAUAAUCGACAAGAAACAGAAGAUGAUGAAGAUGAUGAAGAUGAUGAAGAAGAUAAUAAUUAUAUGGAAAAAUUAUUAACACCACAAGUAUUAGCUAAUCGAAGAGUUUCAAAACAAUCAAUAGCAUCAAGUGGAGAGUUUGAUAAAUAUGAUGAUAAUAUAAGUGAAAUAUCGGAUCAUCUUUCAAAAAAAAAGAAAUUUUUUCAUGUUCCAUUUUUAUAUAAAAUUUCAAAAUUAAAUAUUCCUGAAUUACAUUGGAUUUUAUUAGGUACAAUUGCUUCACUUAUAUUAGGCGCUACUCAACCAAUCUUUGGACUUACACUUUCAAAAAUGUUUGGUGCAUUUGCUGAAUCAGAUCUUAAUAAACAAAAAUAUUUAGUACUUAUUUCUGCUAUAAUUCAUUUUUGUAUUGGUAUUGGUGGAGGUAUAGCUCAAUUUUUAACUAGUGUUGGUUUUGCUAAAUCUGGUGAAGAAUUAACAAUGCGUAUGAGAAAAAUGACAUUUAGUGCAAUGCUUCGACAAGAAAUUAGUUAUUUUGAUUAUGAAUCAAAUAGUACUGGAGCUCUUAUAACACGUCUAUCAAAAGAUGCAUCAGCUCUUAAAGGAUUAACUGGUGUUCGUAUUGGUAUUGUUUUUCAAGCAAUAAGUGCUGUUAUAACAGCUCUUAUUAUUUCAUUUUUAUCAUCUUGGAAAUUGACAUUGGUUGUAUCGUGUUUUUCUCCUUUAAUCAUAUUUACUAACAAAUUUCAAGGUCAAAAAAAGAGAAAAACUACUGAAUUGACCGAUGAAACUUCAUUUAUUGAACAGGGUGGACAAUAUGCAACACAAGCUAUUGAAAAUAUUCGUACUGUUGUUGCUCUUCAUCAAGAAAAUCAUUUUAUUAAUUUCUAUGAAAAUGCAUUCAAUCAAGAAUUUAAACAAGAAAUGUAUCGUCUACAUCUAUCAGCUAUAAGCAUUGCAAUAUCUCAAUCAAUAAUAUACUUUCUUCAUUGUACAUGCUUUGGAUAUGGUAUUAAACUUAUCGAAAAUGGUGAAAUAAAAUAUGAACAGAUGUACAGAACAUUUGCUGUUAUGUCAUUGGCUAUGAUGACUGUUGGUCGUUCAUUAGCAAUGGUUUCUGAUUAUUCAAAAGCUAAAACAGCAGCAUUAAGAAUUAUGAAACUUCACGAGCGACAAUCAAAAAUUGAUCCUAAUGAUGAAUCCGGCAUUAUUUUAAAAAAUGUUAUCGGUAAUAUUGAAUUUUGUGGUGUUCAUUUUCGAUAUCCAAGUCGAAUAACACUUCCUAUUUUAAAAAAAUUUUCAUUAAAAUGUUUAACAAAUAGUACAACAGCUCUUGUUGGACCAUCAGGAGGUGGAAAAUCAACAACUAUUGCAUUGUUACAAAGAUUUUAUGAUCCAUUAGAAGGAAAAAUUUUACUUGAUGGAAAUGAUAUAAAAAUUCUUAAUAUACGAUGGCUUCGAUCAUUAAUAGGUUUAGUUCAACAAGAACCUGUUCUUUUUAAUCUUUCAAUUCGUGAUAAUAUUGCUUAUGGUGAUAAUAGUCGAGAAAUGACACAAAAUGAUAUUGAAGAUGCUGCUCGAAUAGCUAAUAUUCAUGAAUUAAUUAUUUCACUACCACAGGUUUAUUUCGUUUUAUUUUUAUUAGAGAUUGCUAUUGCUAGAGCUCUGAUACGAAAUCCAAAAAUUCUUCUACUUGAUGAAGCAACAUCAGCAUUAGAUAAUCAAAGUGAACAAAUAGUUCAAAAUGCAUUACGUCAAGCACAAGUUGACCGAACAUGUUUAACUAUUGCUCAUCGUUUAUCAACAAUUCAGCACUCAGAAAAAAUUGCUGUUGUUAAUCGAGGCAAAAUAACAGAAGAAGGAACACAUGAAGAACUAUUGAGACAACAAGGAACUUAUAUGAAAUUAGCAUCAGCACAAUAUAAGUAUACUCAUAAUCAGUGA